CCUCAACCGGCAGUCCAUGAUUCGCGAGUAUAAAUGACGACCAUACCGCAGCCCUAGUGAUGGGCUAGCAUGCCAGUUUGAUUGCUCUAAAAGUACGGCUUCGAAUUCUCGUCCAGUGUCUUCGUGACAAUGCAGCUCCUCGCUUUUAUGAUCGUUGCCGGCCUCGCCGCCACUACAUGCGGGCAGAAGGUCAAAGUUAUGCUGCUUGGCGACUCUAUAACGGAGAUCACCUGCUGGAGACCUCUAGUGUGGAACCAAAUCACGUCUGCCGGGUUGGCGAGCAGUGUCGACUUCGUCGGCAGCAUGAGCGACCUCCAGGGGAGGUGCUCAAGACCGUCAGGCUUUGAUCCCAAUCACGAAGGCCACUCGGGCUGGCAGGCGUACGACAUUGCUAGGAACAACAUCGCGGGCUGGGUACAAAACACCAAGCCUGACAUCGUUCAAUUCAUGCUCGGCACCAACGACGUCAACAUCGGCAAGCGGAACGUCCAGACCAUCCUCGACUCGUACACGACAAUGCUCAAUGCCAUGCGCGCCGCAAACCCGAGUGUCAAGGUCAUUGUGGACAAACUGAUCCCGACAAGCUGGAGCGACACGACUAUUGAGGCCCUCAACACUGCCAUCCCCAGUUGGGCACAGGCACGCAACACUUCGCAAUCGCCCAUCGUCAUCGCUGACUGUUCACGGGCUGCCGGCUUCACCAACGCGAUGUUGCAGGGCGACGGCGUUCAUCCCAACGAUCAGGGUGACCAGUUUCUCGCGAAGCAGAUUGGCCCCAAGCUGCUGCAGUUCAUCAACGACAUUCAAGGCGGCACUGGCCACGCAUCCGCCACGUAAACAACCGCGACAACCUUGACGACAAGCAUGACAGGUUCUCCUUAGCCUACAGGCGGAAGCUGCGCCACUGUAUGGGAGCAAUGGGCUGGUUAGGGCUGGAUGGGCCCAACGUGCUAUUUGUGGUUCGAUAUUUGGGUGCUUUGACUUAUAUAGUCGCUAAGAAGGCGGCAAGACAGUUUCAACAUCCAUCUAUGGUUUCUUUAAAGUCAAACAAGUAGUUAUACUUAGGAAACAAGAAUCUUUCAGAUUAGUUAGCCUAGCAAUUCAAUACAAUCUAUCGAGCUAAAGCUUUAACACUAGCAAA
This is a messenger RNA of Chaetomium strumarium, 1141 nucleotides long. Its product is annotated as SGNH hydrolase-type esterase domain-containing protein. The transcript is spliced from 3 exons. The coding region runs from base 130 to 837 and encodes 235 amino acids. Lineage: Eukaryota; Fungi; Ascomycota; Sordariomycetes; Sordariales; Chaetomiaceae. The record is from RefSeq and is a predicted model, not a curated record. Gene Ontology annotation, molecular function: phosphatidylcholine lysophospholipase A1 activity.